GUGACUUUCACUCGCCUUUACGGUCCGUUAGUCCCCCUUCUGCUUCUCAUAAGAAACUGUGAAAGAAGACACGUAGGUGAAGUUUGCGAGAUCUUUUUUAAUAAUUUAUGGGACACUAUAUUGAUAUGUGACACAGAUUUCAAGAGUCUUUAGUUAGGUGAAGUUCCUCUCAACAAUAGGCGAAAAAAUGACCAAACAUAAGCUCUGUGCUGCAUUCAUCGCUCUGGCAUUAAUAGGACUUGUUUGUGAAACCACAGCUUCAAUUAGAUCUCCACAAGCUCCUAAUUUCCAGUAUUUUGAAAGGCCGCGAUACAGAUAUCCAUAUUAUGACGAAAAUGGAAGAGGCCGUUUGCUCUAUGGAUAUGGUGGAUCAGAUUUAUACCAAUAUAAGAGUUACAGUCCUCUGGAGGGUAUACACUGAUAAAAAAAUUCCACGAAAAAGGACCAAAGUUACAGCUUUAAAGAAACUAUAGUCUUUUUUCGAUUUUCGCAAAUACAAAUUUUUCUUUUCUAUCUUUUCUAUCAUUUAUAUGUUUAGUUGAAACUUGACAGAAUUGAUGUAUUUUUGUAUUUUUCAUUUGUAUUUUUAAAUUCUAAUUAGUACAUGCACUGCAGUGGAUCAAGUUCUAACGACUACAAUCUAUGUAAGACACGUAGCGCAAUUUGCAACAAUUCCACGAGAAAAUAUGUUAUUGUUUGUUAAUAGUAGUAGAUAAGUCUUGUGAUGUUUAAGCGAUAUAUUAUCCUAUCGUGAAAUACAUCGAGUUGAAAAGAAAA
Molecule: messenger RNA, 777 nt
Organism: Belonocnema kinseyi
Lineage: Eukaryota; Metazoa; Arthropoda; Insecta; Hymenoptera; Cynipidae
Exons: 3
Coding region: 188-421 (77 amino acids)
Source: RefSeq, a predicted model, not a curated record